This is a messenger RNA of Caenorhabditis remanei, 1287 nucleotides long. RefSeq lists its product as uncharacterized. The record is from RefSeq and is a predicted model, not a curated record. The transcript has 6 exons. Bases 1 to 1287 code for a protein of 428 amino acids. Lineage: Eukaryota; Metazoa; Nematoda; Chromadorea; Rhabditida; Rhabditidae. Gene Ontology annotation, molecular function: protein binding. Gene Ontology annotation, biological process: embryo development.
AUGUGCUUCUGGAAAAUUGGCUCAACGGUUCCAAGUUAUUCAUGUCCUCUUUGUAUCAUAAACUCUUUAGUUUCCCCGCCAAAAAAGAAACCGCUUCCACUUCUGAGACUUCCAGCAAUUCCAUUGAGACUUAUAACAAAAAUGAUGAAUCCAGAGGAAAUACUAAACCUAUCAAUGUGCUCAUAUCGAUUGGAACUCUUCCUGAGAGCAUCCAGACAUAAAAUGAACUUUUUCUGUGUUCAUAUCAAUGAUCGACACAUGACAUUUUUAUCGAAAGUUCCAGACUCUUUGAAAUUGAGUUUUAAGAUAGGAGUAGGGAAUAAAGAAGUGAAUUUGGUAAACAAGAUGGGAAUGUUGUGUGAGAGUUUACAAGAAAAGAACGGUUCAAUUCAAUUCAAUCAGGAAUUUCCACCAGACGAAAUGCUCGAAAUCUACAGACGAAUCAUUUCACUGUACUCUCCUUCUCUUAUCAAAUGGAUAUUUUAUUUUAAAACCCCGUCGAUGGAUAGUGUUUGCCGCUACUUGGUUGAAAAUCUAACAGCUGUUAACAACUAUGAUAAGACAAUUAUUCAUACGUUUGUUUUUCAUAAUGGCAGCUUGACUAGGGAGUUUUUGACGGAAGUGAUGGAUUUGAUACCAGUGACGGCAAAUUUGGCAGUGACAGCGGGCAUACCGACGGAUUUCAAACAUUCCAAAGCAUUUAAAUACAAAAAAAUUCAAUAUAAUGAAGGACGAUGGGCAACUCUGGAUGACUUAAAAUCAGUGAAGAAUGAAUGUUUUGUCAAUCUCAAAUCUUCAAAUUUUGAUUGCAAAGACCUGAAUGAAUUCCUGAAACAUUGGGUUGACUGUGAUGAGGCAAUACUGACAAGAUUGACAAUGAAACUGAAGGAAGGUACAGUAAUUGAUGAGACUGUGCUCACUGACCAGCUCACUAUUCUACUGUAUUAUGUAAACGGUUUGCCGCAUUUCUUUUUAAAAAUGAAGAAAAUUUCAAACGAAAAACUAGUGGUCGGUCAUCUUGAUUUUGAGAAAGAUAAAACUGUCGAGUUCAAUGUGUGGCCAACAGAUAAGUGGAGUGGAAUAUUUGAAAUGCUUGAAUUACUGGAAAAAGUGAAGGAGUUGGAGAAGGAAUUGUUGAGAAUAGACGAAGGAGAUGAGCCAAAUAGUAAUGAAGAAAUUGAAAAGAGAAACAGAAGAAGACGAGAGUUAGAGGAGGAGCUGAGACAAGUGAGAAGGCAGAUUGAUGAGAUCAAUGAAUAUGGUCUUAUACUUCAAUAUCCAGUUUAA